CCUAACCCUUGUUUGGCUAAAGAACUCGCCAGAUUCUGUCGCUCGUUUCUUUGGGAAGAAAAACGAAAAAACAGAAAAAUCACGCACCCAGACCCACCUUCUCUAUCGCCUCCCCGAUUAACGGGCGCCCGCCCUUCUCUUUUUUCUUGUCAUUCAUUGGUUUCAUUGUGUUUUCCGUUGUACGCUAAUUGAAGAAAGCUAUAAAUUAUAGGCAAUAAGGUCUAUACUUCACAGUUUAUAAGUUAUGUAUGCAAGGAGAAUAAAGUAUAAAAACCAGAGAUGGAAUUAUGUGGUUCGACAAGGCAAAUAUUCCUGUAGCUCUAACUGCCGUGAUUAUUCUGUUGGACAACGGUUGAGCCCCGCACCAAGAGCUAGUAGUUUGAUUGAGAGAUAUUUGUCGAAUUCUUCAGUGUUAUUAGGUAUUGCUCCUGAACGAAGGUCCACAAGAUUGUAUUGGAGGUCGGACAAUAGUUGGAGAAAUUGUUUGCUAAGACCUUAUAGUUCCGAAGGUGAUGGAAGGAAUGCAAGCGAGGAUAAGCGUGCUCUUACCAAAGAUGUGGCUGAUUGUGAUAAGGAAAAGAUUCCCAGGGAAAGUACAACUGACAGUGCAAGACAUUCUGAUGCACAUGCUCGACUUGGAGAGCAAGAUCAAAUGGAGUGGCUCAAAAAUGAAAAGCUUGCUAUAGAGAGUAAAAAGAAGGAGUCCCCUUUUCUAAGUCGACGAGAAAGAUUUAGAAAUGAGUUUUUGCGAAGGGUUGUUCCAUGGGAAAAAAUAACUGUGUCAUGGGAUAAUUUUCCUUAUUAUCUCCACGAUCACACUAAAAAGCUUUUGGUGGAAUGUGCGGCCUCCCAUUUGAAACAUAAGAAGUUUACCACUGAUUAUGGAGGACGUUUGACUUCUUCAAGUGGGAGAAUUCUGCUUCAGAGCAUUCCAGGUACGGAGUUAUACCGGGAAAGAUUGGUCAGGGCACUUGCUCGGGAUUUACAAGUUCCAGUAAUGGUGCUUGAUGGCAAUAUUUUAGCUCCUUAUGAUUUUAAUGAAGAUGAAAGUGAAUCAGAUGAGGAAAAUGCUGAAACAUCAGAGUCAGAAGUUGAGGAUGAAAAUGAUGCAAGUAAUGAGGAAGAUUAUACAAGUGGUGGUGAGGCAAGAACUGAUGGUAGUGAUGAUGAAGUUGAUAUCCAUGCCUCGGCUGAAGCUCUGAGAAAGCUAAUCCCUUACAACAUUGAAGAGUUCGAGAAGAGUGUUUCUGGAGAAUCCGAAACCUCCUCUACAUCUUCAACAUCGGAAAGUGGGGAGCCUUCUGAUAAAGCUAACCGUCCACUGAAGAAAGGAGAUCGAGUGAAGUACAUUGGACCGUCCGUUUGCAUCGAAGCGAAUAACAGGAUUGUAUUGGGGAAGAUACCAACACCUGAUGGUCCGACAAAUGCUUAUACUGUUAUUCGUGGCAGGUCAUUGUCUAGUGGUCAACGAGGGGAGGUGUAUGAAGUGAAUGGCGAACAAGUAGCUGUUAUUUUUGAUAUUGGUGGCAAUACAACAGACGAAGUGAAGGAUGAGAAAACUGCAGAAAAUGCUGCAAAACCGUCGGUUUGUUGGCUUCAUGUGAAGGAUAUCGAACAUGACCUUGAUGCUCAAACUCAUGACUGCUAUGUUGCAAUGGAAGUGCUUUGUGAGGUAUUGAAGUCUCAACAACCACUUAUCGUCUAUUUUCCAGAUUCUUCACUGUGGUUAUCAAGGGCUGUUUCCAAGUCAAAUCGGAAAGAGUUUGUUCGCAAAGUGCAAGAGAUGUUCGACCAAUUGUCAGGACCUGUAGUGUUGAUUUGUGGACAAAACAAAGUGGAAACCGGGUCAAAAGAAAAGGAGAAAUUUACAAUGAUACUUCCAAAUUUGGGCCGUCUUGCUAAGUUGCCUCUUCCUUUGAAGAGACUUACCGAGGGAUUAAGAGCCAGCAAACGAUCUGGAGAGGAUGAAAUAUAUAAGCUGUUCACAAAUGUGAUGUCUAUAUAUCCCCCAAAGGAGGAAGAUCUUUUGAGGAUAUUCAAUAAACAGAUUGAAGAAGAUAGGAGGAUAGUGAUAUCUCGAAGCAACUUGACUGAAAUUCAUAAGGUUCUUGAGGAACACGACUUAUCAUGCAUGGACUUGUUGCAUGUAAACACUGAUGGUGUGAUAUUGACAAAAGAGAAAGCAGAAAAGGUUGUUGGCUGGGCCAAAAGUCAUCACCUUUCCUCUUGUCUCCUUCCUUCCGUUAAGGGGGAUCGGUUGCAGUUGCCUCGUGAUAGCCUUGAACUCUCAAUUUUGAGGUUAAAGGAGCAGGAAGCAGCAUUGAAGAAGCCUUCACAGAAUCUGAAGAAUCUUGCUAAGGAUGAGUAUGAGAGCAACUUUGUUUCGGCAGUAGUUCCUCCAGGGGAGAUUGGUGUAAAAUUUGAUGAUGUUGGUGCCCUUGAAGAUGUGAAGAAGGCAUUGAAUGAACUUGUGAUUCUCCCGAUGCGGAGGCCUGAGCUGUUCUCCAGUGGAAAUUUGUUGCGGCCUUGCAAAGGCAUAUUACUUUUUGGUCCCCCCGGAACUGGAAAAACCCUUCUUGCUAAAGCGCUUGCAACUGAGGCUGGGGCUAGUUUCAUCAGCAUUACUGGUUCAACACUGACAUCUAAGUGGUUUGGGGAUGCUGAAAAACUUACUAGAGCACUCUUCUCCUUUGCUAGCAAGUUGGCUCCUGUAAUUAUUUUUGUUGAUGAGGUUGACAGCUUGCUUGGUGCUCGUGGCGGUGCUUUUGAGCACGAGGCAACUAGACGAAUGCGGAACGAGUUUAUGUCAGCUUGGGACGGCUUGAGGUCGAAAGACAGUCAGAGAAUCCUUAUCCUUGGUGCUACAAAUAGACCGUUUGACCUUGAUGAUGCUGUCAUUCGCCGCUUACCUAGAAGGAUUUACGUGGACCUCCCAGAUGCUGAGAAUCGUCUGAAAAUUCUCAAGAUAAUACUAGCUCGAGAAAAUCUGGAAUCUGGAUUUCCUUUUGAACAACUGGCAAAUGCUACUGAAGGUUAUUCAGGGAGUGAUCUAAAGAACCUUUGCAUUGCUGCAGCAUAUAGACCUGUCCAAGAAUUGCUAGAAAAAGAAAGCAAGGGCGACAAACAUGAUGGGCUUCCAGUUUUGAGACCACUCAAGUUGGAAGAUUUUACUCAUUCUAAAGCCAAGGUGGGGCCAUCAGUAGCAUAUGAUGCAGCCAGCAUGAACGAGCUGAGAAAAUGGAAUGAUCAAUAUGGUGAAGGUGGAAGCCGCAGAAAAUCACCAUUUGGCUUUUGACAUCAACAAUCAACUGAAUACUUCAACGUUUUUUUGUUUCCAAUAGAUAGUCGAAAACUGCAGAAAGCUGUAUCCAUGAGGUGAACUUCUAGCCUUUUUUUCUCUCAAUGUGUGAGACACGGAGAGAGACAGAGACCCUCCUAUACAUCACUUCAUUUCGUAGGUUUCCUAUAGGCGUAGACGCAGAGAAAGAACAAGGCUAAUUUGCCUUUGUAUAUUUAGUAAUUUUAACUCAGUAAAUCUUGCUUUCUUGUAAAUGAUCUUAAUGGUCCUAUUUUAGCUGCAGUUACCAGUUAUUCCCAGGGUAGAAGAAGUUCUCUCGCCAUACUUACCAUGACCUAUCGCUAGCAGUCGGUUGUUAUUCGACUACGAAUUUAGUUGUUUUUCUUACCGUUGACAGACACUGGUCGAUAUAUAUCGGAAUUUAGUAAUUUUUUGUACAACAGAAUGAUGCUAUACUGAAGAAAAUUUGGGCUACCGGUUAUAUGUGCAUCAAGGUCAUUAAAUCAUUGUAGUCUAAGUAAGAAUAUAUAUACAAAUUAUCCCGCAAUUGAAUUUAUGAUA
This is a messenger RNA of Sesamum indicum (sesame), 3859 nucleotides long. RefSeq lists its product as uncharacterized. The record is from RefSeq and is a predicted model, not a curated record. NCBI's taxonomy places the organism in Eukaryota, Viridiplantae, Streptophyta, Magnoliopsida, Lamiales, Pedaliaceae. Gene Ontology annotation, cellular component: mitochondrial outer membrane. Gene Ontology annotation, molecular function: ATP binding; ATP hydrolysis activity.